CUGUCGGAACGGCGCUUUUUCUUCCUUCCUCCGUUGCCACGGCCGCCCGUCCAAGAGCGACAGCCCACUCCGUAGUCAUUCUAGUAGCCUCUGGCGGCGGUUCAGUGGCCGCAAUACUCGUUAAUAAAAGAACCAAGCUCCACUCUCGGACCGUUUUGCUCUUCUCCAAAAGAUCGAACAGGAAAGGGUAAAACAAUGGCGGACGAAGGGGUUUCACCUCCUUCCCAGCGGCGAGAUUCCAUCAAGUCCUCAGUGCACAAUACUGCUGCACAACGGCGGCGGCAACAUGCCAUUGCAGUGGGAAAGGAAAGAAGAGAAGCGUUAAUACGCACAAAGCGCCUGUGUCGGGUUGCAGUUGUUGAUGAUAGUGAAGUUUUACUGGAGGGUGAUAUGCUUGUUGAUGAAGAGAAGGCAGUGUUGGAUUCCCAAACUUCUCAAACUGUAGAAGAUUUAAAGUCUGCUUUGUCGUACCAUGGCAAAGGGGCGACACAGAAGAAGAUAGAGAUACUUCGUGCCUUGAGACGCUUGUUAUCAAAGUCUGAAGUACCUCCUGUUGAAGCAGCCCUCCAAGCUGGAGCUAUUCCUGUCCUAGUGCAAUGCCUAUCUUUUGGAUCAGCGGAUGAACAGUUGCUUGAGGCUGCUUGGUGCCUUACUAAUAUUGCAGCUGGGGAACCAGAAGAAACAAGGUCGUUAUUGCCUGCAUUGCCUUUGCUUAUAGCUCACCUUGGAGAGAAGAGUUCUGUUUCUGUUGCUGAGCAGUGCGCAUGGGCCUUGGGAAAUGUUGCUGGUGAAGGGGAGGAGUUGAGAAAUGUUUUGCUUUCACAAGGAGCUUUGUUACCUCUCGCACGUUUGAUGCUGUCGAAUAAGGCUUCUACAACAAGGACCGCUGCUUGGGCACUAUCAAAUCUCAUUAAGGGACCUGAUCCUAAGGCUGCAACAUCAUUAAUAAGAAUUGAUGGGGUGCUAGAUGCAAUCAUACGGCACUUGAAAAAAUCGGAUGAUGAGUUGGCUACUGAAGUGGCAUGGGUAGUGGUUUAUCUUUCAGCACUCUCAGAAACCGCUGUCAGUCUGCUGGUAAAAAGUGAUGUCAUUCAUGUCAUUCAACUUUUAGCUGGAAGAUUAGCAGCAUCAGAGAGUUUGCAGUUGCUCAUUCCGGUACUUCGUAGUUUAGGUAAUCUUGUAGCUGGUGACAGUUACAUUACUGAUGCUGUCCUAAUUGUUGGACAUGAUAUCACAGAUCAAGUCUUAUCAGGUUUGGUGAAGUGUUUGAAAAGUGAGCAUCGAGUUUUAAAGAAGGAGGCUGCAUGGGUCCUAUCUAACAUAGCGGCAGGAUCAUUUGAACACAAGGAGUUGAUAUUCUCUAGUGAGGCCUCACCUUUAUUGAUGCAUCUUCUAUUAAGUGCACCAUUCGACAUAAGAAAAGAAGUAGCAUACGUUCUAGGAAAUCUUUGUGUUGCCCCAGCUAAAGGUGCUGGACAGCCAAGCAUAAUUCUGCGGCACUUGGUCACACUUGUGAACCAUGGAUGCCUUCCAGGGUUUAUAAAUCUGGUCAGGUCUGCUGAUAUAGAGAGUGCGAAGCUGGGACUUCAAUUCUUGGAACUGGUCUUGAGGGGGAUGCCCAAUGGAGAAGGCCCCAAGCUGGUUGAGAGGGAGGAUGGAAUCGAUGCGAUGGAAAGGUUCCAGUUUCAUGAGAACGAGGAAAUGAGAAACAUGGCAAAUGGAUUGGUAGAUAAAUAUUUCGGUGAGGACUAUGGGGUUGAUGAAUAACAACACCUGCACGACCAACUCUGACAUGGGUUCUACUUGUUUUGGACCUGCAACGGAUGUGCCAAAGGACCUUCAUCCAUCUGGCUCUGUAUUGCAACUGUUUGAUGUUUAAAACAUGUUUGUAUGAAUCAAAACGUGCUGUGUGAUGUAUGAGAUGGCAUGAUGGUGUACAGACCAGUUGUAUCUAUCUAAUUUUUUUUUU
This is a messenger RNA of Elaeis guineensis (African oil palm), 1969 nucleotides long. Its product is annotated as importin subunit alpha-2. Gene Ontology annotation, molecular function: nuclear import signal receptor activity; protein binding. Gene Ontology annotation, biological process: protein import into nucleus. The record is from RefSeq and is a predicted model, not a curated record. Lineage: Eukaryota; Viridiplantae; Streptophyta; Magnoliopsida; Arecales; Arecaceae. Gene Ontology annotation, cellular component: cytoplasm.